GCUGCGCACCCUGGGAGCGCGUCCGCGUCGUCAUGGCGACGCUGGGAGCUGGUGCCGGCGCUCGCCGAAUCCUACUUGGGAACCUUCUCCAGUGUGAGCGACUUCAGGGGUGUCUCAAAGGCGGCCGAGAGCCAAAGCCGAGCUGCGAGGCGGCCGGAGCCCCGGGCAAGUGAAGAAGUGAAGCCAAAAGAAAUGACCUUUGGCUCCGGAAGGAAGACUCAUUUUUCUUGAUAAAAUGGCAGCAGUGAAAACUCCCGGCCAAGAACUAAAGAAUGUGGAAGAAACCUUCAAUAAUGAAAUGCCCCUCCUUUUGAAGAGCCUAGUAGAGGAGCCCAAGAAAAGGGAAGUGCCGAAUCACCUCCUCGAAUCAAAGACUUAUGCCAACCUUCUGAAUAAUAAGGCAAUACAGGCAAGACCUGGCAUCGUGCAUUUUGGAGGCUAUCAGAUCGAAAAACAGCACCAACAAAGUCUGCUCCUGGUCAACAUUUCUGAUGAGGACACACAUGUUCAUAUUUUACCUCCACAAACCAAAUACUUUCAGAUCAGCUAUGUGAAGAAGGAAAACCACCUCAUCCCUGGCUUGUCCCUCACAGUCACCAUUACAUUUUAUCCAGAUGAGUGGCGAUACUAUUAUGACUGCAUCCGUGUUCACUGUAAGGGAGAUGACACUUUGCUUGUUCCUAUCCAUGCCUAUCCUGUCAUGAACACCCUGGAUUUUCCCACAUUCAUAAAUCUAUCCAAUGUUCUCCUUGGUAAGAGCAAGACAUAUGUUAUUCCUUUGCAGUGCAGCUGCCCCGUGGAUUUCGAGUUCCAGGUCACUUUGAUCCAGUCUCACCAAGCCUUUGUUAUUGAGCCAACAUCAGGAAUAAUUCCAGCUAAUGGGAGGAUGGAUGUGACUAUAAAGUUCACACCCUUUCAGUAUGGCACUGCACAAAUAAAAAUGCAGUUAUGGAUUUCACAGUUCAACUCUCAGCCAUACGAAUGUGUCUUCACUGGAACGUGCUAUCCCAACCUGGCCUUACCAUUAAAAGAAUUUGAAAAAUUAAAUACUCUUUGUAAGAACGUAGAUGUUCCUCCAGAAAAAGCAAUGAGACGUGUAAGUUUUCACCGACUACCAAAAAAGAGAAUCCCUCCGAAGGUGAAGGAAAUUGAGUACCAGAAUCUGAGAUUCCCAGUAGAUUUAUCAAAUCCAUUUGCUGUGGCAACUGUUUUAAACCAAGAACCGGGAAAACUGAGGAUUAAAGAAUUAAGAGAAGUGUUGGACCAAGGCACUGAGAUUUCAAAAACAAGACAGAUGAAGGAGGCACUCUUUGAACAGAAAGUCAGACAAGACACUUAUGAAGAGAUGGAAAAUCACCUUAAAUGGCAGGUGCACCUCGGUAAAGAUCAUAUGUCUUUUAAAUUGAGAAAGGAGCUUACUGAGGAGCAGCAAAGAAUAUACACCAACUACAAGCUACAGAGAGGAGACCCUGUACCGGAAGAGGAAUUUCAGCGACUCAAGACCGAAGUUAACCAUAAACGGGUUGUUCGCAGUUUAGAAGAGAAUAGCAUACAUUUGCAGCCUAAUUUUGAUCCACUUGUCAAUAAUAAUUGGAUCGACAGGUUCAGGGCACAAAGACGGUUUCAACAAGCAGCACGCAAGAUCAUGCUUCAUCGACGGUUACUCAAAAUACUAGCUGCGAUGCAUAAAAUAGACAGAGAGAGCUUAUUAAGCAAGCUCUAUCCAGUAAAGCAAUCGUUGGUACAAGACAAGCAUCUCUGCAAGAACCUCCAGUCAGGGACCAGCCAGGAGGACUGCUCUCACCAUUUCUCAGUGUCAGCCAAGGAAGUGCUGCCCUUCGCCUUCCCAUCCUAUGAUCCUCCCCAGGACUCCAACGAGCUGGCUCCUGGUGGCCUUGGACUGGUCCCAAUUAAGCCUUUGGAUGUUCAAAUCAAACAGAGUUAUUCCUUCUUCAAUUUGCAGGUUCCUCAGCUGUACAAAAUUAAGGGUUACCAGCCAUUCUCUGUCCACAAGUCUUCAACAAGUUACAAACCUCAAAAGCUCGCACGGCCCUUGAAGCAAGGAGCUGAGGAUGAAGUUACCACCAUCAUAGUGCUGCCAAAACAGGACUCAGCGUCUCCACUCUCUGGCAAGCCUUCAGUCUUGAGUAUGAAGCCUCCUGAGAGCUUAGCUGUGUCCCCAGACUAUGACCCGCUUUACAUCUUUAAUCCCAACCCGGGCUUGUUUGCGGUGAAGCACCCUCUGACCUACACAGAAACGUUGAUAGAUUACCAUCUGUGCACUCACCCCAAGUACAAGUUCACCCACGAGUUGCACCAUGGGUCCAGCAUUCCUCUCACCCAGAAGCAGUUUCUCCAUCACACGGACAUUAUUCCUGGAAUCAUGCACUGGAAGAGGUUCCAGUCCCUGGCGCUCACAGCCCUGCCUGACCCUGCUAAGUUAGAGACCACCCACAGCUGUGACUCCUAUAACCCAGUCAUGCUUCCUGUGGACAUCCCUGCUCCACUGGACGCCUUACCAGAAGAAGACACACUGGAAACUAUUGAAUGUGAGCCCUGUGAACGCAGUACAGAAGUUAUAUUGACUCCAGAAAUGAUCCAAGCAGAAUUCUUUAUGUUGGACCACAAGGACACCAAGCAGAAAGAAGUGAAAGACCAAGCACAACCAGCAGAGAAAGCAGGAGAAAAGGUGACUGAGGAAAUGAAGACCCUGCAGAGCAAAGCUCUCAACACGUACCUGAUAAUAGAAUAAAAAUCACGGAGUAUGAUGGCAACGUCAGAAGCUUCUUGGUGCAAGAUUUAGUGCUGGAACAAUGCCUUUCUGAGCAAGAUGUGAGCCACUGUG
Fukomys damarensis (Damara mole-rat) is the source of this 2845-nucleotide messenger RNA. It is a transcript of the gene Cfap221, whose product is annotated as cilia and flagella associated protein 221. The record is from RefSeq and is a predicted model, not a curated record. Bases 236 to 2752 code for a protein of 838 amino acids. Gene Ontology annotation, biological process: cilium assembly; cilium movement. Lineage: Eukaryota; Metazoa; Chordata; Mammalia; Rodentia; Bathyergidae. Gene Ontology annotation, cellular component: cilium. The transcript has 25 exons.